AGCAGCUAUUUCUAUUAUUAUUGUUGCUGUGAGUACGCAGCACUCUAGAUCUCGUGCCUUCAUUGCUUUAGACACCGGUUUUUGUUUUCCUAGCUAUCAACGUGUUUUGGCGAAACGCAUUUUCUCGUUCCUUGCUUACCUUUCCACCGCACUGUGGUGAGAAAGAUACGUUUUUGAGUUACUAUUAUUAUUGUUAAUUAAAAAGGUAGCUGUUAAACGACGCUUGGACUGCGAUGUCGGUCAUUAAAAUUGAGGAGGUCAUCUCGACCACCAAGAAGGAGCGGGUGGCAGCCCACAGCCACGUCAAGGGGCUCGGUCUCAACCUGGAUGGCUCCACAAAGGACAUCGCGGACGGCUUCGUGGGUCAAAAGACGGCGCGCGAGGCGGCCGGCAUCGCCGUGGAUUUGAUCCGGUCCAAGAAGAUGGCCGGUCGUGCGCUGCUCUUCGCCGGGCCGCCCGGCACCGGUAAGACGGCGCUCGCCCUCGGCAUUGCGAAGGAGCUGGGCCCGAAGGUACCCUUCUGUCCGAUGGUGGGCAGCGAAGUGUACAGCGCGGAGGUGAAGAAGACGGAGGUGCUCAUGGAGAACUUCCGCCGGGCGAUUGGCCUGCGCAUCAAGGAGAACAAGGAAGUCUACGAGGGUGAGGUGACAGAGCUGCGGGCGGAGGAGACGGACAACCCGCUCGGCGGCUAUGGCAAGUCCAUCUCGCACGUCAUCAUCACCCUCAAGUCGCAGAAAGGCUCGAAGCUGCUGAAGCUGGACGCGGCCAUCUACGAGAGCUUGGAGAAGGAGAAGGUGUCGGUGGGCGACGUCAUCUACAUCGAGGCGAGCUCCGGGGCAGUGAAGCGCGUGGGCCGCAGCGACGCCUACAUCGGCGACCAUGACCUGGAGGCGGACGAGUACGUGCCGAUCCCGAAGGGUGACGUGCACAAGAAGAAGGAGGUGAUUCAGGACGUGACGCUGCACGACCUGGACAUGGCGAAUGCGAAGCCGAACCAAGGCCAGGACGCGCUCUCCAUCGUGAGCAGUCUGGUGCGUCAGAAGAAGACGGAAGUGACGGAGAAACUGCGGCAGGAGAUCAACAAGGUGGUGAACAAGUAUAUCGACCAGGGCGUCGCGGAGCUCGUCCCCGGCGUUCUGUUCAUCGACGAGGUUCACAUGUUGGACAUUGAGUGCUUCACCUACCUUAACAAGGCGCUGGAGUCAACGCUGGCGCCUGUUGUGAUCUUUGCAACGAACCGUGGCAGCUGCCGCAUCCGCGGAACUGAGAUUCGCGCCCCGCACGGCAUGCCCACCGACCUGCUAGAUCGUCUCCUCAUCAUCCGCACCUCCAACUACAACGUGAGCGAGAUCACCUCGAUUGUCGAGAUCCGCGCGCAGGUAGAGGGGGUAAAGAUUGCGGGGACGGCGGUAGUCAAGCUGGGCGAGAUCGGAGAGAGCACCUCGCUGCGCUACGUGGCGCAGCUGCUCACCCCGGCGCUCAUCAUUGCGGAAACUAAGGGUCGCGAGAUUAUUGAGGAGGAGGACGUGGAUAUGGUGAAUGAGCUCUUUAAGGACGGAAAGGCAUCCGCGCGUCUUCUGCAGGAUCACGCUGAGGAGUACGUCUACCAGUGA
Leptomonas pyrrhocoris is the source of this 1613-nucleotide messenger RNA. Its product is annotated as putative ruvb-like 1 DNA helicase. Gene Ontology annotation, molecular function: ATP hydrolysis activity; ATP binding; DNA helicase activity. The coding region runs from base 234 to 1613 and encodes 459 amino acids. The record is from RefSeq and is a predicted model, not a curated record. Gene Ontology annotation, cellular component: Swr1 complex; NuA4 histone acetyltransferase complex; R2TP complex. Gene Ontology annotation, biological process: regulation of transcription by RNA polymerase II; chromatin remodeling; box C/D snoRNP assembly. The transcript has a single exon. Lineage: Eukaryota; Euglenozoa; Kinetoplastea; Trypanosomatida; Trypanosomatidae.